Heterostelium album PN500 is the source of this 312-nucleotide messenger RNA. RefSeq names its product NADH dehydrogenase [ubiquinone] 1 beta subcomplex subunit 7. The transcript has 3 exons. Bases 1 to 312 code for a protein of 103 amino acids. NCBI's taxonomy places the organism in Eukaryota, Evosea, Eumycetozoa, Acytosteliales, Acytosteliaceae. The record is from RefSeq and is a predicted model, not a curated record. Gene Ontology annotation, cellular component: mitochondrion.
AUGGGUCACGAUGCUCCAAUGACUGUAAAUCCAGAUGGUACAAGAGUUAUGAUUGCUACCAGAGAGGAAUUAGAGAUCAACAAUGUACCAUUGAAUUUCAGAGAUUAUUGUGCACAUCUUUUGAUUCCAUUGAACAAAUGUAGAGUAAAGGAAUAUUAUUUGCCAUGGAAGUGUGGUGAUGAGAGACAUGCUUAUGAACAAUGCCAAUACGAUGAAAUGAAAAAGAAGAAUGAUUUGGUUAAAGAGAAAGCAGAAGCUCAUGCUGCUGCUGCAUUGGCUAAGCAACAGCCACACUCAACUGAAGAAUAUUAG